AGGGCUAGAGCAAAGCUGCAAGCAAGCGAUGGCGAUGGCGGCGUCCACGGCGUCGAUUGGAAGCACGCUACCGCGGCCUAGUCUCCGACGAUGCAAGCAAGAGGUCUCGCCCUUCUCCCAGUGCUCUUCCUGCUCUUUCUCCAAGGCGGCAGAGUUCCUGGCUAGAAGCGCGAAGAUUUCGAGCGCGGGAUUGCAGAGAAUGGCGGGCAGGAAUCAAUCCAGCAGCGGCAUUCGAGUGUUUGCAUCGACGACGCUGUCCGAGAGCCCGGAGCUUCGUCCCAAGCGGCCAGGCGAGAGGAAAGGGUUUGUGGAGGAGAUGAGGUUUGUCGCAAUGAAGCUCCAUACCAAGGAUCAGGCCAAGGAAGGCGGGAAGGAGGCCGACGUGCAGCCGGUUGGGAGCUGGAAGCCGACCAUCCAAGGCUAUCUCCAGUUCUUGGUGGAUAACAAGCUCAUCUACGAGGUUCUAGAGGCGCUCGUUCGUAGAGCAUCGCAUUCGUUUUAUACCGAGUUCCAGGAUACGGGACUAGAGAGAUCGGAGGCUCUGGCGAAAGAUUUGGAAUGGUUUCAAGAGCAGGGUCACGAGCUUCCGGAGCCGAGCUUGGAUGGGAAAUCCUACGCAGAGUUCUUGGAGACGAUUGCCGAGGAGGACCCGCCCGCUUUUAUCUGUCACUUCUACAACUAUUACUUCGCUCACACUGCCGGUGGCCGAUUCAUUGGAAAGAAGGUCGCGGACGAGAUUUUGGACGGGAGAGAGCUCGAGUUUUACAAGUGGAAAGGCGAGCUUCCCAAGCUUUUGAAUGCGGUGAGGGAUAAGAUCAACAGAAUAUCAGAGGAAUGGAGCCGCGAGGACAAAGAUCGGUGCUUGAAAGAGACCGCCAAGUCCUUCAAGUACUCCGGAAAGAUCCUCCGAAAGAUAAUCUCGUCCUAGCGUCCCAAGUGUAAAAAUGCGUGGCGGUUUGUUACUUCUAUACAAAAUUUCUUUGUAGCUCAUGAUCAAUACAGGCACACGCAAGAAGAAAUAAAACUUUUUCACCCUGGAACGCUCC
Selaginella moellendorffii is the source of this 1046-nucleotide messenger RNA. RefSeq names its product heme oxygenase 1, chloroplastic. Gene Ontology annotation, molecular function: heme oxygenase (decyclizing) activity. The record is from RefSeq and is a predicted model, not a curated record. NCBI's taxonomy places the organism in Eukaryota, Viridiplantae, Streptophyta, Lycopodiopsida, Selaginellales, Selaginellaceae. The transcript has 4 exons. Gene Ontology annotation, biological process: heme oxidation; phytochromobilin biosynthetic process. The coding region runs from base 29 to 928 and encodes 299 amino acids.